UUGUAUCUGUAUUUACGCGAGAGUUCAGAGUGAGAUUUGAGGUGAAGUGUGUCGUUUCAUUCAUCGUAGCCUCUGUGGGUUUUCGUUGACGCGGUUAGUUUCAAAAACGAGGAGAGGAUGGCGGUCCCGGACGUGCGACUCAACCAUACUAUCUACAUCAACAACUUGAACGAGAAGAUCAAGAAAGAUGAGUUGAAGAAGUCCCUGUACGCCAUCUUCUCGCAGUUCGGGCAGAUCCUGGACAUUCUGGUGGCAAUAAACCUGAAGAUGAAGGGGCAGGCCUUUGUGAUCUUCAAGGAGGUCAACAGCGCCUCCAACGCGCUGCGGUCGAUGCAGGGAUUCCCCUUCUACGACAAACCCAUGCGAAUCCAGUACGCCAAACUAGACUCUGACAUCAUCGCCAAGAUGAAGGGGACCUUCGUGGAGCGGGACCGCAAGAAGGAGAAGAGAAAGGUCAAGGGGGCAGAGGGCCCCGGGGGCAAGAAGGGCGUGCCGGGGGCCCCCGUGGCCCUGGGCCCCGGGGGAGCCGGUGCCAUGCCGGGGAUGCCUCCCAUGAGCCAGGCACCACGCAUGAUGGCCAUGCCCGGCCAGCCGCCCUACAUGCCUCCCCCAGGGAUGAUGCCUCCCCCUGGGAUGGCCCCUGGCCAGAUGCCCCCUGGGUCCAUGCCCCCGGGCCAGAUGAUGCCCGGACAGAUGCCUGGUCAGAUGCCGCAGCAGAUCGCGGAGAACCCUCCCAACCACAUCCUGUUCCUCACCAACCUGCCGGAGGAGACCAACGAGCUCAUGCUGUCCAUGCUCUUCAACCAGUUCCCGGGCUUCAAGGAGGUGCGGUUGGUCCCCGGGCGCCACGACAUCGCCUUCGUGGAGUUUGAUAACGACGUGCAGGCGGGGGCCGCCAGAGACGCCCUGCAGGGCUUCAAGAUCACGCAGACCAACGCCAUGAAGAUCUCCUUCGCCAAGAAGUAGUCCGCCCCGCACACAGACACUGGGCCGGGACCCCACUGGGGGGUCGAACCUCGGCCUGUAACUCAGCGUUGGGUUAGACCCCAAAUAACUCUUCCACAAGUCUUGGCUGUUCAGCGUAAGUAUUGAUUGCAUCAAGUUGCCAUGAAAUCGCUGCAGACGUGUUCGCACCGUGCUUGAUUACGUUGGCAUCGGCUCAUCAGACGGUAAAACAUGCAAGUCGGUUUUCACAAUUAACAAACGCCCAAAUUCUUUUCUAUACGUAGCGUUCAGGCAACUUGCUGUUCAUUCCUUUUUAACUUGUUUGUCAUGAGGCAUUGCACCCAGAGUCUGGUUUACCGGACAUUGAACCUGGAGCUUUUGUUUUUAAAUAAAAACCUUUGUAUCUGA
Gadus macrocephalus (Pacific cod) is the source of this 1353-nucleotide messenger RNA. It is a transcript of the gene snrpa, whose product is annotated as small nuclear ribonucleoprotein polypeptide A. Gene Ontology annotation, molecular function: U1 snRNA binding. The record is from RefSeq and is a predicted model, not a curated record. The coding region runs from base 118 to 966 and encodes 282 amino acids. Gene Ontology annotation, biological process: mRNA splicing, via spliceosome. NCBI's taxonomy places the organism in Eukaryota, Metazoa, Chordata, Actinopteri, Gadiformes, Gadidae. The transcript has 7 exons. Gene Ontology annotation, cellular component: U1 snRNP.